GUUUGCCCUCUGAUCGUCCGCCAGGGGCGCAGUGUUUUUGAUGUAGCCCCGCUGCGCUGCGGUUCUGGGGGAUUGAGACGCUCUGCUCGGUCGGCGGAGGAGAGGAGAGUCUCACUUCACAAUGAAACGAACACAACCGAUGCACGAAAAACCUCCGAUUUAGAAAGGUGGACCGGCAGGAUGGGGGAAGGGCCUUCAGCUGCUAUUACACCUGUGCAGCAGAUGCUUGCGUCUGGCACCGGGGCUGUACUAACAUCUCUUUUUGUCACACCACUGGAUGUAGUGAAGAUCAGACUUCAAGCCCAGCAAACUUCCCUCUAUCAAGCCCUAGGACCAGAGUCAAGGCCCUGGGCUGGGGUCAUCCGCCCUUCAAAAUGGAAAUGCUUCCUCUAUUGUAACGGGCUGAUGGAGCACGUCUAUGUGUGUCAGAAUAUGUCAAGCUGCUCCAGCUGGUAUAAAACCCCUACCCACUUCAGCGGGACCGUGGAUGCAUUUGUAAAGAUUACUCGUAAUGAGGGGCUCAGGUCUCUGUGGAGCGGACUUCCUCCCACACUGGUGAUGGCGGUUCCUGCCACAGUCAUCUAUUUCACCUGUUAUGACCAGCUGCGAGACUUCCUGCGCUACAGCAUGGGCUAUCAGGGGGACUAUAUCCCCCUCAUAGCGGGAGGGUUAGCAAGAUUGGGAGCGGUGUCUGUGAUCAGCCCUCUGGAGUUAGUUCGGACUAAGAUGCAGUCCCGCAAGCUCCCGUACAGCGAGCUGAUGGUGUGUAUCCGCUCGGCUGUGGCUCAGGACGGCUGGUUAUCUCUUUGGAGAGGCUGGGGACCCACUGUUCUUCGGGACGUGCCCUUUUCCGCCCUGUACUGGUUUAACUAUGAGCUAGUGAAGGCACAGCUGUGUGAGCAGUACAGGGCACCACAGACCUCAUUCAGCAUCAGUUUUACAGCAGGGGCCGUCUCAGGAGCAAUUGCUGCAAUUCUGACCCUGCCAUUUGAUGUGGUGAAAACACGCAAGCAAAUCCAGUUAGGAGAAAUGGAGGCUCUUGGAGCAGUCUCUGUGAAGAAACCAUCCUCCACAUGGAACAUGAUGAGGAAUAUCUGGAUUGACAUGGGAUACAGGGGUUUGUUUGCAGGUUUUCUUCCAAGAGUGAUCAAAGUUGCUCCCGCCUGUGCUGUCAUGAUCAGCACUUAUGAGUUCGGGAAGACUUUCUUUCAGGAGCGUAAUCUGAAUCGGGCCAGAUGUGGACUUUGAGAUGAGCGGGAGGAACAGAGGUUUGUCCAGGAUAAUGAGGAAGCUGAGAGAGACUCCUUGCCAACACAGAGGACUUUAACAAAGCUUUGAGUUAGCUCUCUGGGGGAAAAAGAAACUAUGAUUGUUGGGUGAGGUGUCCACUGACUGACACAAGGAAUAAAAGCUGUGAGACGUAAACCACUACUUGAGAUGAAAGACUUCCGUUAUGAUGCAUCAAUAAAUGCAGUUUCCCCAAAAACCCUGUGAUGCCUUAAAGAACAGUACCAAAGCAUGCUGGCAGAAACACUACCUCCCCAUAAUGCCCCACUCAGUGAAAUGGCUGCCGGUUGACCGUGACUUCCAGGUUGUAGUAUCUGCAGUGCAUGACUUAAGUCCCUUUUAUUAAAGACACAGUGCUGCCCUCUGCUGUUCAUGUUGAAACCUCAGACUGAACGGAUAAACUGCUCAAAACUGAGCUUUACUGUCUUCAUUUUCAGCAAGUAACAAAAAAACUUGUAUUUUAUUCAGUUGUGUUCUUUUUUGCAAAUAGUUGAUUCACCUAAAGUAUAUGACUUGUCAUUUGUGUGGCCACUGAACUUAGGAAAAGCCAUUUUUAUUUUAAGUUUUGUGCAUUGAGAAUGUAAGGCCCCUUUUUAAGGCAAGGAUUGUUCUAGUCAAAUCUUGUCCUGUUAUCUACACGUUCACUGCAUUUAAUUCAGAUAUGAACUGCUGCAAAACUUAAUGCUGACUUGAAAUUAUUAGACAGUUCUCAGAUUUUAUUAAAUAAAAGACAUUUAAAAAAGAUCUUCAUCUAAGAAGUUUAAUUUUAAGACAACUUUAUGUGCAUCACCACAUUAUACAAGAAGCAUAUACAGAAAUUAGUUGCAAACUUUUUUGUUUGUUUGAUUGUUUGUAAUUAUUUGUAAUAUUACGUGUGUUAUGAUUUAUUUUUUAUGUGUAAUUUAUAACACUUGAAAGUAAGAAACAUUUAAAUAAAUAUUAUAUAAACAUCA
Molecule: messenger RNA, 2240 nt
Organism: Carassius gibelio (silver crucian carp)
Lineage: Eukaryota; Metazoa; Chordata; Actinopteri; Cypriniformes; Cyprinidae
Product: probable mitochondrial glutathione transporter SLC25A39
Exons: 12
Coding region: 181-1248 (355 amino acids)
Biological process (GO): mitochondrial transmembrane transport
Source: RefSeq, a predicted model, not a curated record